Molecule: messenger RNA, 2475 nt
Organism: Nylanderia fulva
Lineage: Eukaryota; Metazoa; Arthropoda; Insecta; Hymenoptera; Formicidae
Source: RefSeq, a predicted model, not a curated record
UACAGGGUGUUAAAAAUGGAAGUCAACAAAGAAAAAAUUCGGUACAUUUUACAGUUUUUGUUCGAUAAAGGCGAAAAUGCAAGCCAGGCGGCUGUAAUUGUGAAUGGUGUUUAUGGUGCCAAUACUGUAACAGCUAAUUACACGCAAUUUUGGUUUCGUCGAUUCCGUGGAGGCAUUUUUGAUGUUAAAGAUGCACCUCGCACAGGCAGGCCCGUCGUCGAAAAUGUCGAUAAAAUCAUGAAAAUGAUCGAAGUUGACCGGCAUGUUAGUAGUCGUAGCAUCGCCCAGGAGCUGAAGAUCGACCACAAAACAGUUUUAAACCAUUUGGGCAAAACAGGAUUCAAAAAGAAACUCGAUGUUUGGGUGCCACACCAAUUAACACCAAAAAACAUGAUGGAUCGAAUUUUCAUCUGCGAAGCCUUGGCCAAACGAAAUGAAAUCGACCCAUUUCUUAAACGGAUGGUUACUGGGGAUGAGAAAUGGGUCACAUACAACAAUAUUGUACGAAAACGAUCGUGGUCAAAGCGCGGUGAAGCAGCUCAAACGGUGGCCAAACCAGGACUAACGGCCAGGAAGGUUCUACUGUGUAUUUGGUGGGACUGGAAAGGAAUAAUUUAUUAUGAGUUGCUUCCGUAUGGCCAAACACUAAAUUCAGAUCUGUACUGUCAACAACUGGAUCGUUUGAAGCUAGCGAUUAAUGAGAAACGGCCAGAAUUGGCCAACAGAAGAGGUGUUGUGUUCCAUCAGGACAACGCCAGGCCACACACGUCUGUAGUGACUCGCCAGAAACUCAGGGAGCUUGGUUGGGAAGUUUUAAUGCAUCCACCAUAUAGUCCGGACCUGGCACCAAGCGAUUACCACCUUUUUCUCGCAUUGCAAAAUUUCCUGAGUGAUAAAAAAUUGGGAUCAAGAGAGGAUUGUGAAAAUCGAUUACUAGAGUUUUUCGCCAAUAAGGACCAAGACUUCUACGAGAGAGGCAUUAUGAAGCUACCUUCAAAAUGGCAACUAAUUAUACAACAAAACGGUGCAUAUUUGACCCAAAUCGGACAAUCCGAAAUAUGUUAAAUAAAGUCUUGAAUUUCACGCAAAAAUAAUGGAUUACUUUUUCCCCAACCUAAUAUAAUUAUUCGUGAUGUGCUCUUUAGAGAGAAAUAAACGUAAUUAAAACUGUGAUUAACGAACUAUGUAAUUUAAAAGAUAUAAUUUUAUAAACAAUUUUUCAAUUAAACGAUGUUACCAUUGGUUUUCAUUUCAGAACAACACAUUGCUGCAUUAUAUUGCGGAGGAAGGUGAUACACACGUGGAAGUUUUGGCGGAAAUGUUGAAUUUAAGCAAUUGCUUAAAAACAAUUCCGCUUCUGACAUAUCCAGCUACAAUAUAUAGGGUUAGUUAAACGAUAGAUUUGAAAGAAGAUUGAUCAAUUUGGUAAAAAUGAGAUGACAGCAUAUUAAUAAUGCAUAUAUCACGGAUACAAAAGAUGGUGUAUAUACCUAUUAAAGCAGAAUCGUACGGAGAUGAUUAAAACUAUUGGAUAAAUGAAAUAGUGUAGUACCCAAAUAGCACAGUACGUCUUAUGAACGUUCAUUUUACGUCCAUUUUUUGAUCAUAUAUCCAUGGACAUAAAAUAGUUGUCCAUUGUACGUCCAUUAUAAGUACGUACAUUGAGUAAUAAUAAACGUACAUCCAGUAGACAUCCAUUUGACAUCACCUUUAUAUAAUUUAUUUAUGGAUAUAUAUUGUACGUCCAAUAGAUGUUCAUACAUGGACCUGUUUUGGACUAUUCAUUUUUUGUUCUAAAAUGGAGGGAAAUUUACAAAUUCGCUUUAUCGUAAUUCAUCUGUAAUAUUAUUAUAAUAAUUAAUAGAUAGGGGAGAGUGGGGAGUUCUGAAACACGCCAAUCUCCGCCAUACUAAGAGAGUUAGAAAUGUUCCAAAAAGCAUUAAAUGUUUCUCUUGACAUAACUUCACUUUUCCGUUUGCAUUCGUCGUGUCAACACGCAUGCUAAGUGUCUCGUUAUUAUGCGAGCAACAAUAGUCCGAAAAGUUUUUUCGACCAUUUGUGUGUGUGAUAUUUUUACGCACGAUUUGAAGCUGAUUGCAAAGGUAAGUAAGUGCAAAAAUAUCAGUGGGCGAUUGCCUUGUCACACACAAAAAGAAUUGUAGAUGAACAUUCGGUGUGUCGAUGGCGAUGCGGCCAGUCUGAAAAUGUCCAAAGUAGAGAGUUGUGAGACACAAACAGUGGGGAGUUGUGAGACACUUAGUGUCUCACAAAUGGCCAGCUUCUGAAAUGGCCAGCACAUCAUCGGCGCCGAGCACAUCGGCUGCAGUUCUUCGCAGUGCAUUGCAAGAUGUUGGACCUUUUAAACACCAGCCAAAAAAUCCAAGCGAGGCCGCAAGUCAAUGGAAACUACCAUUUUGACUUUGCCUGAAAAUAUGACCAGCUUACACAAGAAAACUGAGGACAAGCGGGCAAAGC